AGCGACUCUUGUUAAUGGCGAAUUUCCUGGACCCUUGAUUUCAGCGCAGAAGGGAGAUAACUUUUCCAUUUUGGUGGCCAACGAGCUCACGGAUACCUCCAUGUACACGGUUACUAGCGUCCAUUGGCAUGCCAUCUACCAGAAUGGGACGAGCUAUGCCGACGGGACGAGCACCGUCACGCAAUGCCCCAUUGCGCAGAACCAAUCUUAUUUACAGUCUUUUUUGGCCCAGAAUCAGGCAGGCACUUACUGGUAUCACAGUCAUUAUUCUGUUCAAUAGUGCGAUGGUCUCAGGGGAGCCCUGGUAAUUUAUGAUCCUGACGACCCUUAUGCAUCCCAUGUAUGAUGUCGACGAUGGUGAGCCAGAAAUUU
Messenger RNA from Suillus subalutaceus, 372 nucleotides. Its product is annotated as laccase. The record is from RefSeq and is a predicted model, not a curated record. Gene Ontology annotation, molecular function: copper ion binding; oxidoreductase activity. The transcript is spliced from 4 exons. Lineage: Eukaryota; Fungi; Basidiomycota; Agaricomycetes; Boletales; Suillaceae. The coding region runs from base 101 to 280 and encodes 59 amino acids.